GUCAUGGGACUCUGUGUUUUCCAUCUUUCUGUGUCAGUAUGAGAGUGUGUCGGCAUCGCUGUUUACUGGGCGCAUUUGCCAUGCUGCUGUGUGCCUCGGUGGCCCUGCACCUGCUGGUGGCUCUGUUCCUCUUGUCAGCACAUCACACGACCUGCGAGCUCUCUCAGUGUUUAUUCACCCAGCCGCACGAUGACCUCACCUCAGCCAACCGUUCACACCCGGCCCCUUCCCACAUGGCUGCCGUCACCGGACGGUGGAAGCAGGAAGUGCGUGCUGGAGAGGUGAACAUUACCAAACUGGAGGCUCUGUUCUCCCACGCACUGUACAACCUGCAUGCCCCACCCUCUCAUGACGAUGACUGGCUGCUGAAAGUCCGCUCCAAAGGAAGUGAGGGGCACAAUGAGGAGCAGUGGUUGAGUGACAGCAAGGAAGGCUAUGAUCCUAUCCAGUGGAACACCAGUACUGAAACCCACCCACCUUGGCUGCGCUUCCACCUGGGCAUCUCUCGCUGGCAGCUCUACCAGCACAGGGACGCCAACGUGGCUGUUCUCCUCCAGCAGCUGGCAAUCAACCGCAUCGUCAGCGCAGUUCAGAAGACGGGGGGAACUCAGCUGAAGUUGCUGUUGACGUUCCCCAAUUACGGUCAGGCUCUCUUUAAGCCAAUGAAGCAGGAGAGGUAUGAGGAGACCAACGUGAACCUCUUCUACUUCUCGGACUUCGAGAGGCACAAUGCUGAGAUUGCAGCCUUCCAUCUGGACAGGAUCUUGGGUUUUAGACGCGUGCCUCCAGUUGUGGGUAGGCUGAUUGACGUCAUUAAGGAGAUUAAAGAUGUCACUACAGACCACAAACUAGCCAGAACCUUCUUCACCUCUCCAGUGGGCAACACGUGUUUCUAUGGCCAAUGCUCGUAUUACUGCUCCACGGAGCACGCCGUAUGCGGCCGUCCCCGGACCCUGGAGGGCUCCCUCGCUGCCAUGCUGCCUGACCUGUCACUGUCCCCGCGCCGUACCUGGAGGAACCCGUGGAGACGCUCAUACAGCCGCAGCAAGCUAGCGCUAUGGGAGACAACUCCAACUUACUGCAAUUCAGUAAAGAAGACUCCACCCUAUGACCAAGGCACUCGAUUGGUGGAUCUCAUAGAUAUGACCAUCCUGGACUUCCUUCAGAGUAAUAUGGACAGACACCACUACGAGACAUUCGAGAUCUUUGGCAACAACACGUUCCUCAUCCACCUGGAUAAUGGGAGGGCGUUUGGUCGCUACUCUAAGGACGAGCCCUCUAUUCUCACGCCGCUGGUGCAGUGCUGCAGGAUCCGCCGUUCGACAUUAUCGCGUCUGCGCCUGCUCUCUCUGCCCGAGUACCGUCUCAGUGAUGUCAUGCGGGCGUCGCUGUCACAUGACCCGCUGGCCACCGUGGCCCCCAUGCUCGCUGAGCCACACCUCUCUGCGCUGGACCGCCGACUGGACACUGUGCUCCAGGCCAUCCAGCGCUGUCUGCUCCAGUACGGUGAUGUCAUAUACGACGACAUCCCCAACUAUCCGGGCUAGCAGUGCGCACUGACUGCCUUAACACUAUGAUGACAUAUGGUGGUCUUGUAGACUGACUUACCCAUUAACUGACUGGUUUACUGUAAUGAUUGUCAUUACUGUAAUAAUGCUCAGUCAUUGAGAAUUGUUGACGGAUUUAACACAGUUCCUGCCGGAAAAUGUAACUGACACCACACAGACACCGGGAGUGUUUUUGA
Molecule: messenger RNA, 1744 nt
Organism: Electrophorus electricus (electric eel)
Lineage: Eukaryota; Metazoa; Chordata; Actinopteri; Gymnotiformes; Gymnotidae
Gene: fam20cl
Product: family with sequence similarity 20 member C, like
Biological process (GO): protein phosphorylation; enamel mineralization
Cellular component (GO): Golgi apparatus
Molecular function (GO): phosphotransferase activity, alcohol group as acceptor
Source: RefSeq, a predicted model, not a curated record